AUGCCUGUUGUCAACGUCGACGACUUGGUUCGCCUGCAACGGAAACCCGACGAUAUUCGAAAUAUAUGUAUAUUAGCUCAUGUAGACCACGGCAAGACGUCGUUGACGGAUAGUCUGAUCGCCACAAAUGGCAUCAUCUCGCCCAAGCUGGCGGGUAAGAUCCGGUACCUGGACUCGCGGCCAGAUGAGCAGCUGCGAGGUAUUACAAUGGAGUCGUCUGCGAUCUCGUUGUAUUUCUCUAUGCUCCGCCGAUCGUCGCCCGAGGCAUCCCCGGAAACCAAGGAGUAUCUGAUCAAUCUGAUUGACUCGCCGGGUCAUAUCGACUUUAGCAGCGAAGUGUCGACGGCGUCGCGUCUCUGCGACGGGGCUGUCGUCCUCGUGGACGCCGUGGAGGGGGUCUGCAGCCAGACCGUCACCGUCCUCCGCCAGACGUGGGUGGAGCAACUGAAGCCCAUCCUGGUCAUUAACAAGAUUGACCGGCUGGUCACCGAGCUCAAGAUGAGCCCGAGCGAGGCUUACUCUCAUCUCAGCCGACUGUUGGAACAGGUCAACGCUGUGAUCGGCAGUUUCUUCCAGGGGGAACGGAUGGAGGAAGAUCUCCUGUGGCGAGAGCGGAUGGAAGAGCGUGUCCAGGCCUCGACGGCGCGGGAGAAAGACCGGUCCAAGAAGCUGGGGCAAGAUGCGACCCCAGAUGCUGCGUCUGUGAGUAUGGUUGACCUGGCGGAGUUUGAAGAGCGCGACGACGAGGACCUGUACUUUGCACCUGAAAAGAACAAUGUCAUCUUCUGCAGCGCCGUGGACGGCUGGGCAUUCACAGUUCGCCAGUUUGCUGCAAUCUACGAGCGGAAAUUGGGCAUCAAGCGGUCCAUCUUGGAAAAGGUACUUUGGGGCGACUAUUAUCUGGACCCCAAGACGAAGCGGGUGCUGGGUCAGAAGCAUCUGAAGGGGAGAGCGCUCAAGCCUAUGUUUGUUCAGUUGGUCCUCGACAGCAUCUGGGCAGCAUAUGAGGCUACUACCGGAGGGGGCAAGGGAAAGGGAGACCCCGUUCUGUUGGAAAAAAUCACCAAGUCUUUGAACCUCACGAUCCCCCCAUAUGUUCUACGAUCCCGAGACUCGAGGAACAUCAUGACGACACUGUUCUCCAUGUGGCUGCCCCUGUCUACUGCUCUUCUUGUGUCAGUGAUUGAAUAUCUGCCCAGCCCCCCCGCAGCGCAGGCGGCUCGUUUGCCCGCCAUGAUCGAGGGGUCGCCCGGUGCUACGUACGUUGAUGAGAAGGUAAAAGACUCCAUGACUACAUUCAAGACUGGCCCUGAGGCGCCUGUUGUGGCGUACGUCAGUAAGAUGGUUGCUAUUCCAGAAAGCGAGCUACUGUCGAGCAAGAAACGAAGUGGCGGUAGUGGUAUGACAGCCGAUGAGGCGAGGGAAAUUGCUCGCCGGAAGAGAGAGGAGAUUGCCAAAAUGCAGGCGGAAUCGAACGGUGGACAAAGCGACGAUUUCUCCCGCAUCACAUCUACAUUCGAACGGAUCACGCUGGAAGCUGAAGAAUCGACGCCCGAGGUGGAAAAGGAGGACCCGGAGCACCUUGUCGGGUUUGCCCGACUCUACUCCGGCACACUCUCCGUGGGAGACUCAAUCUACGUGUUGCCACCCAAGUUUUCCCCGGCGCAUCCGCACGUCAGUCCAGAACCGCAAAAGGUGACGGUCACUGAUCUCUACCUGCUCAUGGGACGCAGUCUGGAACCCCUUGAAUCGGUCCCCGCGGGGGUGGUGUUUGGAAUCGGCGGACUUGCGGGCCAUGUGCUCAAGACGGGGACUCUGUGCAGCCAGCUAGAAGGCAGUAUCAACCUGGCCGGAGUAUCGCUGGCGACGCCACCCAUUGUCCGUGUGGCGCUCGAGCCUGUCAACCCGGCCGAUCUGGGUAAGAUGGUGAACGGGCUGCAGCUACUGCAGCAGAGCGACCCCUGUGCGCUGUACGAGAUCUUGCCCAGCGGCGAGCAUGUCAUCCUGACGGCGGGCGAGCUGCAUCUCGAGCGGUGUGUCAAGGAUCUGCGUGAACGGUUUGCCAAAUGCGAAAUCCAGACGGGUGAGACAAUCGUGCCCUAUCGCGAAACGAUAGUCAGCGUGCCGGACAUGGCCGCCCCCAAGAAUCCGGAGCUCGGUCGUGGCGGGGUGAGUGCUAUGUCGGCUUCGAAGCAGCUGACGGUCCGCCUGCGCGUCUUGCCCUUGCCUGCUGCAAUCACUGAGUUCCUUAGCAAGCACAUUGGUACCAUCAAGCGGCUUCAGUCGGAGAAGGUCUCUAGGAGCGAGAAACCGAGCUCCGAGACCGAAGAAGCGAGCGUCGGCACGCCCACCAGCACCGAUGUGUUGGAUGCGACAGAUGAUGCGCUGGAAGGCAGCGUGCUCUCGCUGGCCGAGUUCAAGAGGGAUCUUACCGCACUCCUCGCCGAGAUUCAGGAAGAAAAGGAAGCAUGGCAGGGUGUCGUGGACCGGAUUAUCGCCUUUGGACCACGCCGCGUGGGACCCAACAUGUUGAUUGAUGCGACUGCCGGGAACGCCUGCGAGAAAUUCUUAUCCGACGACCCCAAACCGACCGACAGCCACGCCUUAACGGUUCGCGACUUCUGCGACAAGAUCGCGUACGCCUUCCAGCUGGCGACUGGGCAGGGCCCGUUGUGCCAGGAGCCGAUCCAGGGCAUCGCUGUCUUCCUAGAAGACCUGGCGGUGCACACCCAGGGGGAAGAGGCCGAUAUGGGCCGGCUAACGGGUGAGGCGAUCCGGACGGUGCGCGAGGGGAUCACACAGGGAUUCCUGGAUUGGAGUCCACGGAUCAUGCUCGCCAUGUACAGCUGCGAGAUCCAAGCAUCAAGUACGUUCGAUGUUCUCUCUGCUAAUGGGGUUUUUCUUUUGCUAAUCAAAGCAGCCGAAGUACUAGGCCGCGUAUACGGGGUGAUCACGCGGCGACGGGGCCGGAUCCUCUCCGAAGUGAUGAAAGAGGGAACCCCCUUCUUCACGAUUCUGGCGGUGCUCCCCGUGGCGGAAUCGUUCGGGUUCGCCGAGGAGAUGCGCAAACGCACGUCGGGCGCCGCACAGCCGCAGCUGAUCUUCGCCGGGUUCGAAGCCCUCGACGAAGACCCCUUCUGGGUGCCUGCCACGGAGGAAGAGCUCGAGGAUCUAGGCGAGCUGGCGGACCGCGAAAACGUGGCGAAGCGGUACAUGGAUGCCGUGCGAGCACGGAAGGGGUUGGUGGUUAAGGGGAAGAAACUGAUUGAUGCUGAGAAACAGAAGACUUUAAAGAGAUAG
Penicilliopsis zonata CBS 506.65 is the source of this 3300-nucleotide messenger RNA. RefSeq lists its product as hypothetical. Gene Ontology annotation, biological process: cytosolic ribosome assembly. Gene Ontology annotation, cellular component: cytosol; ribonucleoprotein complex. The record is from RefSeq and is a predicted model, not a curated record. The transcript is spliced from 5 exons. NCBI's taxonomy places the organism in Eukaryota, Fungi, Ascomycota, Eurotiomycetes, Eurotiales, Aspergillaceae. The coding region runs from base 1 to 3300 and encodes 1099 amino acids. Gene Ontology annotation, molecular function: GTP binding; ribosome binding; GTPase activity.